AGGGCGUAUCGCGUUCGCGGAUCACUGGCUACUGCUGCGGGCUGCGGCUGCGAAAACAGUGCGCGGUGAUAAUUCGUCCUAUUGAGAAAGACUUGCACGCGGAUCUUCCGUUGGACGUCGCAAUCAUGAAGAUGCAAGGGACGAGCUUGGGGAGCAUAAAGAAGAAUCCAGCCCUGCUCCCGCUGUACUUCUGCAUAGGGCUAGGAGGCCUCGGCGCUUUCUUAUACACGUUACGCCUGGCGACAAGGAGCCCGGACGUCUCCUGGCUCAACAAGAAGGAGGCCGAGCCGUGGAACUACUACAAGGACAAGCAGUACAAGUUCUACGCGACAAAAGACGAAUACAGCAAAUCCAAGAGCCCAGCGCCCGAAUACUGAACUGCGCCAUGGCCAUGUAAACUAUAGUAUUUGUUAUAGGAAUAAAUUGUUAUAUAAAUCGCUACCUCUAAGCACUUUCGUCUCUACGCAAUGCUAUUAUUCUUCUAACCAAAUGGCAGGAGCGCAGCAGUUUUAAGUCACUCCCAAAACGAGUACGUUAAUCCAAUUGGAAUGUAUUAUACAUUGUGUGUAAUUUAAUUUUGGAGAGAAAGUUCAAUAUUAAAUAAAGGAGUUGUGCGCGUA
This is a messenger RNA of Temnothorax curvispinosus, 620 nucleotides long. It is a transcript of the gene ND-MLRQ, whose product is annotated as cytochrome c oxidase subunit NDUFA4. The record is from RefSeq and is a predicted model, not a curated record. Lineage: Eukaryota; Metazoa; Arthropoda; Insecta; Hymenoptera; Formicidae. The coding region runs from base 126 to 377 and encodes 83 amino acids. The transcript is spliced from 3 exons.